Molecule: messenger RNA, 2445 nt
Organism: Kogia breviceps (pygmy sperm whale)
Lineage: Eukaryota; Metazoa; Chordata; Mammalia; Artiodactyla; Physeteridae
Gene: SLC25A22
Product: solute carrier family 25 member 22
Biological process (GO): malate-aspartate shuttle; aspartate transmembrane transport; L-glutamate transmembrane transport
Molecular function (GO): L-glutamate transmembrane transporter activity; L-aspartate transmembrane transporter activity
Source: RefSeq, a predicted model, not a curated record
AUUCCCUGGAAGUAGAGGACCGCCCCUCCCCCUCCUCCAGCCCCACCUCCGCUGUCUGGCAUCCACCUCUGUGGCUCCUACCUGAGUGCUCCUGAGUUAGAUGGCUGAUAAGCAGAUCAGUCUGCCAGCCAAGCUCAUCAAUGGCGGCAUCGCUGGGCUGAUCGGGGUCACCUGCGUGUUCCCCAUCGACCUGGCCAAGACGAGGCUGCAGAACCAGCAGAAUGGCCAGCGCCUGUACACCAGCAUGUCUGACUGCCUCAUCAAGACCAUCCGCUCAGAGGGCUACUUCGGGAUGUACCGCGGAGCCGCCGUGAACCUGACCCUCGUCACCCCGGAGAAGGCCAUCAAGCUGGCAGCCAAUGACUUCUUCCGAUAUCAGCUCUCCAAGGACGGGCAGAAGUUGAGCCUGUUCAAGGAGAUGCUGGCGGGCUGUGGGGCCGGCACCUGCCAGGUGAUCGUGACCACCCCCAUGGAGAUGCUGAAGAUCCAGCUCCAGGACGCGGGCCGCAUUGCUGCCCAGAGGAAGACCCUAUCUGGCCAGGCCCAGCUUUCCGGCCGGGGGGGUGCCCAGCCCUCCAUGGAGGCUCCAGCUGCACCCCGGCCCACAGCCACUCAGCUGACCCGGGAUCUGCUGCGGAGCCGCGGCAUCGCCGGCCUCUACAAGGGACUGGGGGCCACUCUGCUGAGGGACGUCCCCUUCUCCAUCGUCUACUUCCCCCUCUUUGCCAACCUGAACCAGCUGGGCCAGCCGGCAUCUGGGGAGAAGUCUCCUUUCUACGUGUCCUUCCUGGCCGGCUGCGUGGCUGGGAGCGCGGCUGCCGUGGCCGUCAACCCCUGUGACGUGGUGAAGACCCGGCUCCAGACACUCGAGCGCGGCGUCAAUGAGGACACCUACUCGGGGUUUCUGGACUGCGCCAGGAAGAUCUUGCGGAACGAGGGCCCCACAGCCUUCCUGAAGGGUGCUUACUGCCGCGCCCUGGUCAUCGCCCCGCUGUUCGGCAUUGCUCAGGUGGUCUACUUCCUGGGCAUCGCCGAGACCCUGCUGGGGCUGCCGCGAGUCCAGCCCUGAGCCCGGCCGCCACCCCACGCCCACCAGCUGAGCGGGACCAGAGUGGGGCCAGAGCCAGGCAACACACCCGGCUGAUACGAGAGUCUCUCCCCACAUGGACGUGGGGGCGGGGGGAGAGGAAGGGGCACAGGGUCCACACGGUGUGCACACAUGGGCCUGGUGGGGUCCUGCUUGCACGACCCCUGGGAUCAAUGUCUUAGGUAGAAAACUCAGAAAUCUUUACAUUCCUGGAGCCAGCCCUGCCCACCAUUGCCCCUGCCUGAACACCCCCAGGGACAGAGCUGGACUCUGGACCGGGGGCCCCCAGGCCUGGGCUGGGCAAACUGGACCCUCCCCUCCAGUCUACCAGCUCCCGUCCCCGAGGCUUGGCCCCUAGUCCACAGAGGGGAUCCUGCACAAACCUAUUUAUUAACUUGCUGAGCACAAGUGGCUCUGUCCAUCCCUCUGUCUGUCCGUCCAGCCUCCCCUGCUGCUGUUCUCACCUUGGCCAGCCUUGCGGGAGGAUUGGGCUCUCCUGUCCCCCAUAUUGAGCCCGGAAUCCUAGGCUGGGGGUCACCCUGCGUUCUGACUCCCAGGACAGGUUCCCCGCCCCUACUGUGGGACCCAGCCUCCCUCCUGGUAGGCCCCUUGGCCUCCAGCCCAGGCUGGGGACCCAGAGCAUGUGAAGUCGGGGCGCAUGUAUGAAUGUUGUGGGAAGCAGCUGGUGGCAGCCCUUUGCUGGCCUGGCCCCUCAGGGAUGGGGCUGUUGGGGGGACUGCUGCCCUUCCCCACGUGGCCAGGCGUGUGUGUGUGUGUGUGUGUGUGUGUGUGCGAGCGUGUGUGUGCGUGUGCAUGUGUGUGCACACGCACGCACGUGUGCUGUGUGUGUCCUAGACUCCCCACUGCCCCCGUCCAGAAAUCCAUUUCUCCAGCCUGCCCCCUCCUGCUGCACCUUUAGUAGACCCCUCUUCUGAGACCACCACCCUGGUGCAGGGUUGGCCAUAGGGGAGGGUAGGCACGAGGACCAAUCUGGAGCCUGGGAGUGCCUGCUCCUCUUGCAGGGGUGCCAGGAGCUGCCCUUCCAGUCUUCCCAGGACCCACCCCGCUCUCUGGGCCUCUGCAUACGGCCCCCCCACAAUUGGUAAAGCUCCGCCCUCCCAGCGCCCCUCCCCCCACUGAUGUGAAUUGCGGCAGAGGCUCACCCUGCCCUGCCCUGUCCCCAGCCACGUGAUCGUGUUGGUGAUUGAUCUGAUGUGCCGGUGCUGUGUUCUCCCACCCCCCCGGGCCCCCUCCCUGGAGGCCCCUUCCCAGUGACACUACCUGGGGCUCAGGCCUGGGCCCCCCAGUUCACGGUUGUUCCUGGGAGCUGCUCUCUCCCGUCACAUCUGUACCUUGGA